CCGGCGCUUUCGGGCAGCGUACACGUUCCGUUAACUUCUCUAUUUUAAAAACUACUUGCUUGGCUAUAUCCGGGAAGGGACAGACCGCAUCAGUGCGCGCCGAGUGUCGACACCACUAUUUUCGUUGCAGUCGAGUCGACUUGUCGGCCUACACGCCGAUUGCCGCUCCGCGCGCACGCGCGUCCGCUCCCAUGCACUCCACAAAUUUUGAUAGUUGAUAACUUGUUUUUAAUUUACCGAGAACGUUGAAUGAACUUGAUGUUAAUAGUGAUUUUACGAAAUAAAGAGGAUGGAUUGUAAUCGAAGGUGAUAUUUAUGGUGCAUGUUGUUAUAUUUUUGUUAACAUGAGCGGAAGCACUAGCGGAAAUGCAGUUCCGUCUUCGAGUGCGGGUAGCGCGAGCGGCGGCGGUGUGACGGGCGUGACGCGGCGCGGCCGAUGCAAGUGGUUCAACGUGGCGAAGGGAUGGGGCUUCAUCACCCCGGAGGAUGGUGGACAGGAUGUGUUCGUGCACCAGAGUGUGAUACAAAUGCCAGGCUUUCGGUCACUUGGGGAUGAUGAAUUGGUUGAAUUCGAAUGCAAAGAAUCAGACAAAGGGCUAGAAGCGACACGUGUUUCCGGGCCUUCAUCUGUGGACUGCCAGGGCUCACACCGACGCCCACUUUCUAAAAAACGCUUUAGAAAGAUACGGUGUUACAACUGCGGGGAAUUCGCCAAUCACAUUGCAGCCAAAUGCAGCAUAGGACCACAACCAAAGAGAUGUCAUAACUGCAAGAGCGAGGAUCAUCUUAUCGCAGAUUGCCCUGUAAAGGUGGAGAAAAAGAAAGAUGAUUCGCAGUCGAAACACUCCAGCAGCUCUCAAGGAAGCCAAGAGGAGAGUCCGCAAUAGCAUCGCAACAGACGCUGUAUAACCGGCUUCGAACAAAAUUUAGUUAGAUAUUAAGUAGAAUUUUAACGUUGUUUUCUGUUUGUAUGACGAUACGUAUACGUAUCAUGGAAAUUUUAUUCGAUUAAUCUUUAUGUUUCGGUAUGCAUUUACUUUAUUCAUCAAAAUUCUAAAAAACGUAGCCAAAGAAGUCGGUUAUGAAAAUCUUCACACUCACACCGAAAGAGAGAUGAGCGGAAUUUCUAUAAUCACGUUGAAAUAUUUCUAUAAGUUUUAGUGUCAUGUAACCUAAGUAUGAAAUCCAACUACCUCAUUUAAUAAAGACAAGUAAAAUAUUAUUUUGUAUUUAAGUACAAGACUGAUGAGAACAAAUACACAAAGUACAAAAAUAUUUUACUUAUAGACUUUUAUGACUUAAGUUUAAAAACGUAACGUAGUACAAAUUUUAUGUGUUCGAGUGUUUUAUACUCUAAUUUUUUUUUUACAAAAUAAUUAUACCCAAAGUUGUGUGUCUCUAUGAUAUGACUAUUUUAUAUAUAUGUUAUUGUUAUAUUACGCCCAAUUUUAUGUCAUUUAGGAUUUAUAAUUUAAGUUAUAAGGUAUUAUUUAAUUUUGAAGUAAGGAUAAUUAUAAUACCACCGAAUGUUCAAAUGUUAUUUUAACUGAAGUGCUGUAAAUACCUCUGAUAACAAUAUAAGAGUUCCGUUGGGCGAUGCAAAAAGAAAAAUGGACACUAAAAAGUUUUAGUUUAUCACACGUUACAUAGCAGAAACAAACAAAAUAAAAGGAACAAACG
Molecule: messenger RNA, 1680 nt
Organism: Zerene cesonia (dogface butterfly)
Lineage: Eukaryota; Metazoa; Arthropoda; Insecta; Lepidoptera; Pieridae
Gene: lin-28
Product: protein lin-28 homolog
Exons: 5
Coding region: 345-887 (180 amino acids)
Molecular function (GO): nucleic acid binding; zinc ion binding
Source: RefSeq, a predicted model, not a curated record